GCAAGGAGGAAGAAUUCACGUAAAGAGUAAUGAAUCAGCAGGACACACAUUCAGAGUACGACCACUGGUGAUAGCGGCAGAAGUCUUUGGAUUUUAAGUUGACAGAGUGCUGAUGAACUACACAAACCAAACACAGGAGGACCUCUUCUCCUGCCACAGUCCCUCCGUCGUUGGUUACCGGUACUUCGCAGUGCUGUGGGGAUGUGCCGUGACCCUCACGGGCACAGUGGGGAAUCUGAUGACCAUUCUGGCCUUCGCCGUCGACCCACAUCUGAGGACUCGCUUCAAUGUGCUCAUCGUCAACUUAGCCGUAGCGGAUCUCCUGUACUGCACCAUAUUGCAGCCCAUCUCCAUUGACUCCUAUUUACACCUGAGAUGGCGCUGCGGUCAGGUCUGGUGCAGUAUCUUCGGCCUGCUGCUCUUCCUCUCCAACUCUGUCUCUAUUAUCACGCUCUGUCUGGUAGCAGUAAGCAGAUAUCUCCUGGUCACAAAAAGGGCCUUGUUUGACCGUGUCUUCUCCAACAGUGGUCUUAUUUUACUCGUGAUCUCGGCAUGGGCACUAGGCCUGGCCAGCUUUGGCCCACUGUGGCCUGUUUAUGUGUUUGUGCCGCAGGUGUGCACAUGCAGCUUCCACCGCACCAGGGGUCGUCCCUACAGCACCAUCUUGCUCUUCUUCUACUUUUUUGUGGGUUUGGGUUGUGUUGGUGUUUUCUACUUCCUCAUUUACAGACGUGUGAAGGUUGCCUCACAAGCUCUGCUCCGCUACAGGCCGAGCCGCCGGUCUUCCAGAAAGAAAACAGCUCCUUCGGUACAAGGGACUGAUGAUAGUGGUGUAGAGAGUGGCACGGCAAAGACGUGUAGCAAUGAGAUGAGCAGCCAGACGGAUCCAUCAAAAAAUACGGAUGAGAUAACUUGUGAAAACUCCUCCGAAUUUGUCCAGAGGUCUCCCACGGACCCAAAUUCAUCAGCGAUCAAGUGCCCCCCUGAUAUUGUGUCAGCAUCACCUUCAUCCCCACCUGCUCCCGCCACUGCAAAACCCUCCUCCCACUCGGGAACUUCAAGAGAUGAUGACGAAUUUAAGCGUGUGACACGCAUGUGCUUCACUGUUUUUCUGUGUUUCGUCUUCUGCUUUGUCCCCUUUCUGUUGCUCAACAUAGCAGACAAAAAUAACCGAGCCCCUCAGGUGCUGCACAUGUUCGUUGCAAACCUCACAUGGCUCAACAGCUGUAUCAACCCUGUGCUCUACGCCGUCAUGAAUCGUCAGUUUCGACAGGCCUACCACGUGUUGCUCAUCAGGGCUGCUGCACCAUUCAGCUGCCUAUGGACCUGGUGGUCACAACUAAGACAAUAAACCCCUGGGCCUUAAAUUUGCCUGAUGUAAAGCCAGUAUAAUAUUAUUCCGUCAAAACAGCACCGACAUGUUGCAACUCUUAGGUUACUUUUCUUUGUUACAAAUGUGUGGUAUCAAGUAUUCAUUUAUGUAUUCAUGGAUCUUUGAAUAUAAGAUAUAUGUUGUAUUCAAAUCUGGUGUACCAUUAUUUUUGAUGAAAACAAAUUCAGUAUGUUUAAAUGCAAUUCUUUUAAUUCCAUAAACAAGUGGUACCGGUAUUGAUUCUGAUAGUAUAUUGAUACCCAAAGCUACGGUAUCGGUAUCCUUUUGGGGAAUCGAAAAAGUCAAAUGAAUGAAGUUAAGUUAAAUUAUACCACAACGUUUAACUCUGUAAUGACUUCUUCUUUUUUACAGAAAUGUACAAGAGUAUGUUAUGUAUUUAUGUGUGGAAUAAACUAUAUUUUGGUGCAUUCAGAA
This is a messenger RNA of Gasterosteus aculeatus aculeatus (three-spined stickleback), 1807 nucleotides long. RefSeq names its product G protein-coupled receptor 84 (gene gpr84). The record is from RefSeq and is a predicted model, not a curated record. Gene Ontology annotation, biological process: neuropeptide signaling pathway. NCBI's taxonomy places the organism in Eukaryota, Metazoa, Chordata, Actinopteri, Perciformes, Gasterosteidae. Gene Ontology annotation, cellular component: plasma membrane. Gene Ontology annotation, molecular function: urotensin II receptor activity.